This is a messenger RNA of Sphaeramia orbicularis (orbiculate cardinalfish), 4292 nucleotides long. RefSeq names its product PR domain containing 15 (gene prdm15). Gene Ontology annotation, molecular function: DNA-binding transcription factor activity, RNA polymerase II-specific; protein binding. The transcript has 23 exons. The record is from RefSeq and is a predicted model, not a curated record. Gene Ontology annotation, cellular component: nucleus. Gene Ontology annotation, biological process: regulation of transcription by RNA polymerase II. Bases 565 to 3900 code for a protein of 1111 amino acids. Lineage: Eukaryota; Metazoa; Chordata; Actinopteri; Kurtiformes; Apogonidae.
UUGCGCCGUUUCUGGAGCGGAUUGGAACCCGGAGUCAGGACUCGCUAAAUGAAGGGUCUUUUGCAGAAAAGGUAACACGUUUUUCCGCAAACACACGUCCGUUUUGUCGGAAGCGGCCCCGCGGGUCGUUAGCCGAGGUGCAGCCGCUUCCCCCGCCUCGGCCCGGGCUUCCGUUUACCGCCUCUCCGGCCCGGGGCUCGGCGUUGAACGGCACCGACUCCGGUUUGGCGGUCUGCGUCUCCGGUCCAUCCGCCAUGCCGCCUGUUCUUUGUUACAUCUGAGCACAGACGAGCCGCAGAUCGGAGUUAAAACCCGGCUAGUGUUUGGGAUCGACUCAAAUCCCGGAUCCCGUGUCGGUCCCGGACUGCAUACGUUACCGUGAACAGAUCCGGCUCCCGGUGCCGUUAGUCCAACAUGACCUGAGUGUGGACCGUGAACUUCAGUCCUGUGCCCCCAUCCUCAUGUGUUUGUGUUUGAGCAGACUGCUGUGCAGAAGCUGCUCUGCUGUUGUUGUUUUCAGUCACAUGUGAUACAGUGAGCUGUGUUCAGUUUGUAGGUUUGGACAUGAUGGCAGAGCACACUGCAGAGGAGUUCAUCUGGUGUGAGGACUGUGGUCAGUACCAUGACUCCGAGUGUCCAGAACUGGGACCGUUGGUGACCGUCCAGGACUCGUUUGUCCUCAGCAGGGCCCGGUCUUCUCUACCCAACAGUCUGGAGAUCAGGGAGGUGUCCUCAGGGGUGGAGGGGGUCUACGUCCUGCGCCGGCUGGUCAAGAGGACCCGGUUCGGCCCGUUUGAGGCGAAGAGGGUCGCCCAUCUGGAACGAGAAGGAGCGUUUCCUCUCAAGAUCUUCCAGAGGGACGGUAUAGUUGUGUGUUUCGACACCAGCAGUGAGGAGGACUGUAACUGGAUGAUGCUGGUCCGACCCGCCACAGACCACAACCACCAGAACCUGACGGCGUAUCAGCAGGACGACGAGGUGUACUUCAACACGUCCCAGGAUGUUCUACCAGGGACUGAGCUCAGGGUCUGGUACGGCGCCUUCUACGCCAAGAAGAUGGAGAAGCCGAUGCUCAAACCUCCGCUUCAGCCGCCGCCCCCAGAUCUGAUUUGUGCAUCUGCGAAGUUGGAGGCUUCAGAGAAACUCGGAUCCUCAGUAUUGGAAGAAAACGGUACGAACGACAUGAUCUGCCACAUCUCCGAGGUGAAGACCCUGACAACGCUUCCUCUCGACCCCCUCCUGCCCCCGGAGGAGGGUCUGAUCGGCCCGGAAGAGGAGGUCGAUCUGGCGCCGCUCUGCCCGAAGCGAAGCCAGGUCCGAGGACGGAGGGCGAAGGGGCGGCGUCCAGCCACCGCCGCCAGUAAAAGCAGAGCGGAUGCGAAGCCUUUGGUGGAGACCUCAGACCUGGUGGCGUCCGAGGACAUGGUGGUGGCGGUCAGUCGCGGUGUCCUGUCCAACGCUGCAGACGGACCCGAACUGAAGAGACACAAAGCCCGAGAGCACAAGAGGGUUUACCGCUGCUCCCUCUGCAACAAGGUCUUCCAGAACAGCAGCAACCUCAACAGACACAUCAGAUCCCACGGUGAUAAAUUGUUCAAAUGUGAUGAAUGUGACAAGUUGUUCAGCCGCAAAGAAAGUCUAAAGCAGCACAUCUCCUACAAGCACAGCAAGAACAUGCCUGAUCUGGAGUAUAAAUAUAAAUGCAACACGUGUGAGAAAUCCUUUCGCCUGGAAAAUGCCUUAAAGUUUCACAACUGCAGGACGGAUGACAAGACGUUCCAGUGCGACAUCUGCUCGCGGUUCUUCUCCACCAACAGUAACCUCUCCAAGCACAAGAAGAAGCACGGCGAGAAGCUGUACUCCUGCGAAAUCUGCAACAAGAUGUUUUACCGCAAAGACGUAAUGCAGGAGCAUCACAGGAGACACGGCGUGGGACCAAAGCACAUGAAGCGAGAGGAGCUGGAGGCCAACGGAGAAGAAGGAACUAAGUACAGGAAGGAGCCGUCACCGUGUCCGAUCUGUGGGAAGGUGUUUUCCUGCAGGAGUAACAUGAACAAACACCUGUUGACUCAUGGAGAUAAGAAGUACACCUGUGAGAUCUGUGGACGCAAGUUCUUCCGCGUAGACGUCCUUCGGGAUCACAUUCACGUUCACUUCAAGGACAUCGCCUUAAUGGACGAGCAGGAGAGAGAGGACUUCAUCAAGAAGAUUGGCAUUUCAGCCGGCGACAGCGACGACACGGACGACGAGGAGGAUGACGACGAUCCCGAGCGUCACAAAUACAACUGCAAGAAAUGUCAACUGUCCUUCGCCAAAGGGAAGGAGUAUCUGAAACACAUCAUGGAGCAGCACAAAGAGCGAGGAUACGGAUGUGGAAUCUGCAACCGCCGCUUCGCCCUGAAGGCCACCUACAACGCUCACCUGGUCAUCCACCGCGAGCAGCUGCCCGACCCCGCUGUGCAGAAGUACAUCCAUCCAUGUGAAAUCUGUGGUCGGAUCUUCAACAGCAUCGGGAACCUGGAAAGACACAAGAUCAUCCACACCGGGGUUAAAAGUCACUGCUGUGAUAAAUGUGGAAAAUCAUUCGCCAGGAAGGACAUGUUGAAGGAGCACCUCAGGGUCCACGACGACAUCCGGGACUUCCUGUGUGCGGAAUGUGGGAAAGGCAUGAAGACCAAACACGCUCUGAGGCAUCACAUGAAGCUGCACAAAGGCAUCAAAGAGUACGAGUGUAAGGAAUGUAACCGCAAGUUCGCCCAGAAGGUCAACAUGCUCAAACACUACAAGAGGCACACGGGUAUUAAAGACUUCAUGUGUGAACUGUGUGGGAAGACGUUCAGCGAGAGGACGACGUUAGAGACGCACAAACUCAUCCACACGGUGGGGAAGACGUGGACGUGCUCCACCUGUGAUAAGAAGUACCUGACAGAGUACAUGCUGCAGAAACACGUCCACCUGACCCAUGAGAAGGUGGAGGCUCAGUCCUGUCACCUCUGUGGGACCAAAGUGUCCACCCGGGCCUCCAUGAACCGACACCUGAGGCGAAAACACCCUGAGGUCGUUUCUGUGAGAAUCGACGAGUUCGACGACCUUCAGGAAACUUCCACCAUCAAUGACUCGUCCAUCAGCAUCGUUCAGCCGACUCUGACUCUGGACAAGGACACCAUGUCUCAGGAGAGGACGGGUCGACCCGCUCGUCAAACCAAGAGGAAGCAGAGGGCGGCGGCGGAGCCCGAACUGUCGGAAUCUGACGAAUAUGUCGACUUCAGCGAACCCAGACACGAGUCCAUGGCGGAGUUCAACGCCGUCAUCGUCGGUGACGAGACCGAGACGAGUUCAGCCGUUCAGAGCAUCCAGCAGGUGGUGGUCCUCGCCGACCCCAACGCCACCACCGCCGCCUCCCCCAACAGCUCUGUGGGACUGACCAACAUCACGGUGACGCCCAUCACUAGCCCCGCCCCCACCCAGUUCACCAGCCUGCAGCCGGUGGCCGUGGGUCACCUGACCGCCGGGGACCGCCCCCUGACGCUGGACAACCCCAUCCUCACCGUGACCUUCGACACGGUCAGCGGCUCGGCCAUGCUCCACAACCGGCCCGCCGAGCUCGUCCCGGAGACGGUGGGUCCGGGCGGCGGCGGGGGGGCGGGGCCGCAGUCCGUCGCCCACUUCAUCAACCUGACCACGCUGGUCAACCCCAUGGGCCACCAGCUGGAGGCGCCCACCCUGGCGUGGAGGCCCGUCCCGACGGCCGAGGGCUCCCAGGUGGCGCCCGUGGUGGUGGAGGGGGCCCCGCCCGAGACCCCUGAGGCCCAGAACCAGGAGCCGGGUCGGUCCGGGCCGAACCAGACGCCCGGCGCUCAGACGCAGAGCGGCGCCGCCCAGCAGAUGUUCGGAUACUAGAGACGCUGGCGCCGGUCGCCGCGUUGGAAUCAAACUACAGACUGUGAACGUCACCCAGAUGCCUCCGAACCCACGACACAAUCAGAGCAGAUUUUAUCGCAUUUUUAUAAAACACGACAUGAACUGAAACACCUGAUCCCAGAUCUGUUUUAACGACUGGUCCAAAACCAAAGCCACUCAUCACAUCCAGAUGCCUUAUCAGCCUUUAAACCUGCAUGUGUUCAACGUCAACCUGCCGCUCGGAACGAAAACAGACCAAACUGAAGACGUUCGGUGAAAAACGCCGACGUUCGGCAGAGUCACUAAUGAAAUGUUAUUUUUGAAUGUGGUCAGUGUAAUUAAUGUCCAUGUGUCUGGAAAACGUACAGAAAGAUUUUUGUACUAUUUUUAAA